Molecule: messenger RNA, 531 nt
Organism: Eruca vesicaria subsp. sativa (arugula)
Lineage: Eukaryota; Viridiplantae; Streptophyta; Magnoliopsida; Brassicales; Brassicaceae
Source: the annotation of a GenBank genome assembly
AUGAGUAUCUUGUCAGAGAAAGCUGGUCAUGAUCUCUUUGUCUAUGGCAGUCUCCAGGAUCCCCAAGUGGUUUAUGUGGUUCUGAAUCGCGUCCCUGAUCAUGUCUCCGCCGUACUCUCCGGCUUUCACAGGUUUAGAAUCAAGAAUCGUCUUUAUCCAACCAUCCUACCAGACGGUACCGGAGAAGUCACCGGAAAGGUGCUAAAGGGCAUAACAGAUGAGGAACGUAAGUUGUUAGAUGAGUUUGAGGAUGUUGAAUAUGACAGAAAGGCUGUUGAAGUGGUGCUAACGGAUACUUCAGAGAAGCUGCAAGUAGAAACAUAUGUAUGGGCGAAUAAAGAUGAUCCUGAUCUUUAUGGCGAAUGGGACUUCGAGGAAUGGAAACGAGAUGAGAGGGAAACUUUCAUCACUGCCACAAAGAAAUUUGUGGAAGAGAGGAAAUUACCUGAAGCAAAGACGAGGAUAGACACAUUCAAAACGUUCACUAAGCAGGAUACUUCUGCUGAGGAUGGGAAACCUCUGGAUUCGUAA